Trifolium pratense (red clover) is the source of this 1941-nucleotide messenger RNA. RefSeq names its product probable U3 small nucleolar RNA-associated protein 7. NCBI's taxonomy places the organism in Eukaryota, Viridiplantae, Streptophyta, Magnoliopsida, Fabales, Fabaceae. Bases 165 to 1775 code for a protein of 536 amino acids. Gene Ontology annotation, molecular function: protein binding. Gene Ontology annotation, cellular component: nucleolus; 90S preribosome; small-subunit processome. The transcript has 8 exons. Gene Ontology annotation, biological process: maturation of SSU-rRNA from tricistronic rRNA transcript (SSU-rRNA, 5.8S rRNA, LSU-rRNA). The record is from RefSeq and is a predicted model, not a curated record.
AAAUCACAAAAACUGAAUCCUUUCGUUCCAAACAGACGCAAGUAAAAAUCCUUCAAAACCCUUUCAUCACCACCACCGCCGUCUGUCUCGUAUCACCGCCGUCUGUCUCUGUCUCACCACCGUGAAUCUCUGUCUCACACACCGCACCUUCCUCUCAGUCCAAGAUGGAGGAGACUCACGAAAACGACGCUCUUCCAAAUAACAGACCUUCCACUGAACAGGACAUUACUGAUGAGUUAGAACUAAGAUCAAAGAAGUAUCUUAGAGGAGAAGGUGCUGAUUUGAAGGGUUUAAAGGAUAAAAAACUCAGGAGUCAGAUAGUUGCCAGAGAGAAAUUAUAUGGACAAACUGCAAUAGCUGCUGCCAAGACUGAGAAAUGGAUUAUGCCUAGCGAGGCGGGUUUUAUCGUGCCUGAAGGCAUAGAAAAGACUGACACGAUCAAGCAGGAGGCAAUAGCCCGUGAAGUAGAUAUCUCAAGCUUACGGAACCAAUAUGAUAUUACUUUACCAGAGUUUGGUCCAUAUACUCUAGACUUUACUUCAAGUGGCCGGUAUAUGGCUCUUGGCGGCCGUAAGGGCCACCUAGCAAUUGUAGACAUGAUGAAUCUGAGCCUGAUUAGAGAUUUUCAGGUAAGAGAAACUGUGCGUGAUGUUGUAUUCUUACAUAAUGAGCUCUUCUUUGCUGCUGCUCAGAAAAAGUAUUCUUACAUCUAUAGUCGUGAAGGCACAGAGCUUCACUGUCUAAAGGAACAUGGUUCAGUGUUGAGGCUUCAAUUUCUGAAAAACCAUUUUCUGUUGGCUUCUACCAACAAUUAUGGGAUGCUUCUUUAUCAGGAUGUUACAAUGGGUGCCAUAGUUGGGAAAUAUCGAACUGGUUUAGGACGUACAAAUGUGAUGCAAGUAAACCCUUACAAUGCAGUUGUUUCUUUAGGUCACUCAGCCGGUACAGUUACUAUGUGGAAGCCAACCAGUUCUUCCCACCUUGUCAAGAUGCUAUGUCAUCAAGGACCAGUAACGGCACUGGCAUUUCACUCAAAUGGCCACAUAAUGGCCACUGCUGGGGUAGAUAAAAAAAUUAAGCUUUGGGAUUUGAGGAAGUAUGAGGCUUUCCAAACAUUACCAGGCUAUGCAAAUACUUUGGAGUUUAGUCAAAAAGGCUUGCUUGCUUGUGGUACUAAUUCAUAUCUCCAGGUUUUGAGGGAUGUUUCUGGUACACAGAACUAUUCAAGGUACAUGACUCAUUCAAUGGCAAAGGGUUACCAGAUAGGAAAAUUAGCUUUUCGACCAUACGAAGAUGUUCUAUGUAUAGGGCAUUCAAUGGGAUAUUCUAGUAUUCUUAUUCCGGGAGCAGGAGAACCCAACUUUGAUUCAUGGGUUGCAAAUCCAUUUGAAACACCUAAACAAAGAAGCCAAAAGGAAAUAAAGGCUCUUCUUGAUAAACUUCCACCUGAGACAAUCAUGCUGGAUCCAAGCAAGAUCGGUACAGUAAAACAUACUACUAAAGAGAAGCUAACUAAGAAAGAGAGAGAGGAAGAGAUGGAAGCUGCGAUUGAAGCUGUCAAGAGCAAAAAACUGAAAAAGAAAACAAAAGGAAGAAGUAAGGCAGGUAAAAUAAUGCCGAAAAAGCAAGAUGCAAUUGCCAAUGCAAAGAGGCCUUUCUUGGAGCAGAAAAUUGCAGAAGAGAAAAACGAAUCCAGAAAGAAACAGAAAACUAACGAGGGAGUUGACCUACCAAAAUCUUUACAGAGGUUUGCUCAUAAGAAACCAUCAUCAUAACUAAACUUUGUCAAUUAAGUCAGCAUGUUAUUUUUUUGUGGUUUUUCAUGUUUUUCUAAGCUUUAUAUUUGUAUUUGCUGUUGUUGUAGCCUUUGUUGGCAUUAGAAAUCAAUAUUUAUUGCCUUCCCGGUAAGGCAUAUCCAAUUUUGGUCUUUAAUUCCCUUCA